AUGGCCGGUUUCCGCGCUUUGGGUUUGGACCCCUGGUUUCAGGCAGAGCAGCUGGGCUUGUCAAGGCCCACCCCGGUGCAGGAAGCCUGCAUCCCUCCCGCCCUGCAAGGUCGCGACUGCAUGGGCUGUGCCAAAACAGGAAGUGGAAAGACAGCUGCCUUUGUGCUCCCCAUCUUGCAGAAACUUUCUGAAGAUUCUUUUGGCAUCUUCUCCCUGGUCUUGACACCAACAAGAGAACUGGCCUAUCAGAUAGCUGAGCAGUUCCGUGUCCUUGGGAAGCCUCCUGGUUUAAAGGACUGCAUCAUUGUUGGGGGAAUGGAUAUGGUCUCUCAAGCCCUGGAGCUGUCUCAGAAGCCCCAUGUUGUCGUCACUACCCCUGGCCGCCUGGCUGAUCAUCUGAGAAGUUCCAACACCUUCAGCCUUCGAAACAUCAAGUUCUUGGUCCUGGACGAAGCUGACCGAUUGUUAGAACAAGGCUGCACUGACUUUACCAAAGACUUGGAAGUCAUCAUGGCUGCACUUCCAGCCAACAGGCAGACAAUGCUCUUCAGCGCCACCCUGACAGACACACUGAAUGAGCUCAAGAAGAUCGCCAUGAACAAACCCUUCUUCUGGGAAUCGAUAUCUGAGUGA
Messenger RNA from Thamnophis sirtalis, 633 nucleotides. The record is from RefSeq and is a predicted model, not a curated record. NCBI's taxonomy places the organism in Eukaryota, Metazoa, Chordata, Lepidosauria, Squamata, Natricidae.